CAGUGGAGCAUUAAUGAAGGGCCUAGAGGGCUAAAAGUAACAGUAAUUUGUUUCUGGUGGCUAUGAGAGUCAGAGUGAGAGUGAUGGAAUCAAUAUUAGUGACGUUGGGUCCGUAGGUACCUUACCUACCUUGCGUUACAAGCGAUACGUUUCUCGCUUCUGCCUUCCCACCAAGGUAUAGAUGCUUUAGAUGGGCCAAGCUCAACCUGAGGUACCUACCUACCUUACUUUAAUCAAGACACAAGAUAUUUUCCAUUGGGAAGGUACUGUAGGAACUUUAGGUAGGUGCCUUUAGGUGUGGCUGAUACGCAAGGGAUGAAGAAGCCAUCUCCUACCCGCGCCACAUCGAAGCAGGAACAAGCAGCCUCUUUUUUUUUCGUUGUUUUUAAUGGAGUCUUGGUGUGUUAAGGUUAAACGAGCCGAAUCAUUUACCGACACCUCAGUAACAAGGCACACCUCACCUUUAGUAGUUUUACCUUGUCAAGGUUCUUUACCUAGGUGAGUACCAGGCUACUCAAGCAUGCAUUUGCAUUCAUUUUUGCGUCUUUUGCUUCAACUCUCAAUAGUAUAAUCAAGGCAGUUACGUCUCGGUCUCAUGUUGCUCGCGUCUUCGCUCUUUGCGAUCCUGACUCAUCAGAACCUUUGUCGGGCUAUUGUCAGCCUCUCGGCCUUCGGACAGUUUAGAUUUCCGACGUUUGGUCUGUCAAACGGCAAACCACAUCAAAGCUUGACGACGUGAAAAUGCCUGUAAUACGUUUCUCCAUCGUGAAGACCCUCGUAAUUGAGCCUUCAUACGUAUUCCAUUACUCGUCGGGAUAACACGAUAACUUGAUUGCUCUCCGAAUGCUUUCCGCUCUGUAUCUAUCUGACAAGGUUCUUGAGCCCCAUCUGCAACCUCUAUCCACCACGCACAACACUCUACAGCGACAGCAAACUUGAGAUCUGAGGAGGAAUAAUCGGAACCAUCUUAUCAUUCAUUGAAUGACCGUGCUUGUUCAUCAAGAUGCCACCAGACACAAGCGAGCCCGAUCCUUCCGGCCAACCUGAGUCUGCAAAGACUGAGCCUUUAGCCUGCGUUUCCUGCAGAGCCCGCAAGUUGAAAUGCGAUCGCACGAAACCGGCGUGCACUCGCUGUGUCAAGGUCUCAAAUGAGUGUGUAUAUCCAGAAUCCCGGAGAAAGCCCAACUUCAAGAGAAGAAAUGUCAAGGAACUCGAGGCUCGUCUGGCUCAAGUUGAAGAUUAUCUCAAGGAGGUCAAUAAGAAUUCUUCAGAGGAGAAAACAGACGAUGGGAGUCCAACUCAGCCACCGCAGGCGAAUGUCAACUUCUUUGAUAUGGACUUUACCCCUGGACUGGGUCAGACAAUUAACAACCUGCCUGAUCCCGAUUUUCCGUCUUUCACAUCACCCAACAUGGUCCAAAAUCCACAGGAGAGCCCCCAGAUUCUGAAUGCGCAGUUGAUGAGUCUGGGCAUGACCGAACCUUUGCCGCCGGACGAUGUCAUGGAAGAACUGUAAGAAUGGUCGGUAUUCGGACCUCCAGGAUGGGCGCUGACCUUUCUAGCAACAAUAUCUUCUUUCAUAACCAAUAUCGCAUGAUACCAAUUAUCCACCCAGGAAAAUAUCUCCAAUCUUUUUAUGGCCCCCUGCUCCGAAGACCCCCUAUGUGUCUGCGAUAUGCCAUAUGGGCUCUAGCAGCCACUGGCAGCACCAAGUUUGACGAGUACCACGAUGUCUUUUACCGUCGAUCGCGGGCGUACAUUGAGGCAGACAUGAUGAAGGGACACGGGGAUGCUUUCAUAUCUGUUCAACACGCGCAGACGUGGGCCCUCAUUGCGUUUUACGAGGCAAAACACCUACUUUUCACGAGGUCGACCAUAAGCGUAGCAAACUCGGUACGACUAUGUCACAUGAUAGGACUUGACCGCCUCGAUGGGGACCCCCUUGGAAUGCCGCCGGCACUGGGACCUCCUCUUACAUGGGCCGAAUUGGAAGAGCGAAGGAGAAUCUUUUGGGGGGUGUUUGCUGCAGAUGCACAUUGCAGUAUCUCUACAGGAUGGCCGAGUCUGAUUAACUCGGAAGAUAUCGCGACAAGGCUUCCUGCCUCGGAAGAAGCAUUUGUUGAAGAUCGCAAGGAGGACGCCCCUUUUCUGGACGAGGCAAUUCAGGGUGCCCAGUACACAGGGUUUGCUGGAACCAUCCUUACUUGUGAAAUUUUCAAGAUCAUUCUCCGUCAUGUUCACCGAUCCAAGCCCGACUCGAGAAACGAAGAUCUGAUGCAUGGGUCAUUUUGGACUCGACACCGCGAUUUGGACAACACCUUAUCCAGCCUCUUCAUGUUUCUCCCCGAGAAAUUCCGCCUCCCUGAGAAUGUGCGAGACGUAUCAGCACUCCAUUUGAACCUCAACCUUCACGCCGCGAUUAUAUGUCUGCAUCACGCUGCCGUUGAAAAAGCGGACAAAUACAACCUCCCUGAUCAUGUCAAACAGGGUAGCGUCACUCGCCUUCGAGCGGCUGCCGAGGAGAUUGUCAAUAUCAUGCGACUGACCGCCAACGGCACUAUGUUCUUUAAGAGCCCAUUGUCUGCUCUCUCGCUAUACUGUACCACUACGGUUUACGUGUAUCUAGGCAAAGAGGACCCGGUCACCGGCUUAAGCACAAUUGACCUGUCAAAUUUCCAGCUCAUAAUCCAAUCUAUGGAGGCUAUCGCACGUGUGCACACCAUCACACGAACGUUCUUACAGCAAGCAUGCCUCGACAUCGAAAAGAACGGGCUCAGCUCUGUUAUUCAAGUACCAUCAUUGAGGAAAUAUCGAAACGCUUUUGGACCAAGCAGGUCGCGUAUCCCCAUGCUUGCCCGAAGCUCAGUUGCGGAGCAUACCGGGGCAUCGCCUAUCUUGUUUGCUUCCAACUUCACCCAGGAGAAACGGAUGGAUGCUGAAGAGUCAAGAUUGGACAAAGUGGCCAGUGCCAUGUCGCUGGGAAAGACGUGUUAUUCAGCAGUGCUUGGGGCCGCUGCUAGAAAUGUUGAGCCUGCGGGUCGAUCAGAUCCGGAAACCAAUAAACGAAAGAGAACGAGAGAAAGCCCUGGACCUGAAGUUAUGGCCAAUAUGCGGAACAAAGACCCUCUUCACUUGAACUUGAAUCCCAACUUCAGAGGAACGGGUAUGUGGCCAGCAUCAUUCUCACCCCGCAUGGCCUCAGGUGCUAUUUCGCUACCGGAUCGAACAAAUUCAUCAGCCGCAUCUUCGCCAGCUCACCAAGGUUCAAAUCAAGGUUCCUACACGAAGACGGUCUCCGGGAGCAGUCAUACCUCACCUGAUAUCGGCCUCGGGAAUAGUGCAGAGGAAAAUCGGAUCGAUUUAAGAGCAUUUCAAGAACGCAUCUCUACACCGAUAUGGCAGUCUACCGAAGAAACACUCUUUGCACAGAUGGCGGCAAAUACUAUUCCCCUCGGUGAUGGUGAUCCAUGGGGGAUAUUGAAUGCUGUCGAUCUCAGCUGGGAUGUUGGCGGACUUCCAGCGGGAAAUUGACAAGGAUGGAGAAGUUUGGAUUGAGUUUAUCUGUAUUACUAGGAACGACUGGAGUUUUUGGUGCUUCAUUCAGUGGACGUUGAUGUGUUGAACGAAGGGGAACUUGUACGAUAUAUACCCAUGAUUUGUUGGAGAUGACGACACACACUCUUGUACUCGAUUUGGAACCAAUUAGAGGAAAUAAAUAAACUGGAAAUGAUCAAGAUAUCUAUGAAAUACUCAAAACCUGAA
Fusarium verticillioides 7600 is the source of this 3762-nucleotide messenger RNA. RefSeq lists its product as hypothetical. The transcript has 5 exons. Gene Ontology annotation, cellular component: nucleus. NCBI's taxonomy places the organism in Eukaryota, Fungi, Ascomycota, Sordariomycetes, Hypocreales, Nectriaceae. Gene Ontology annotation, molecular function: zinc ion binding; DNA binding; DNA-binding transcription factor activity, RNA polymerase II-specific. Gene Ontology annotation, biological process: regulation of DNA-templated transcription; DNA-templated transcription. The record is from RefSeq and is a predicted model, not a curated record. The coding region runs from base 1519 to 3531 and encodes 670 amino acids.